Messenger RNA from Boleophthalmus pectinirostris (great blue-spotted mudskipper), 12782 nucleotides. Its product is annotated as vitamin D3 receptor B. Gene Ontology annotation, biological process: positive regulation of transcription by RNA polymerase II; cell differentiation; negative regulation of transcription by RNA polymerase II. Bases 537 to 1811 code for a protein of 424 amino acids. Gene Ontology annotation, cellular component: nucleus. The record is from RefSeq and is a predicted model, not a curated record. Lineage: Eukaryota; Metazoa; Chordata; Actinopteri; Gobiiformes; Gobiidae. Gene Ontology annotation, molecular function: zinc ion binding; vitamin D response element binding; nuclear receptor activity. The transcript has 10 exons.
AGUAAUGGCCAUCUAUUUGGGUCGUACAGAAGGAGCGACGCUUUUUCUCGCUCCGAAGCUGGAUUUUUGAGCCUUUUCGACAGCUCAACCCGCCCGCUAUCGGUCCUGUUUGUACCCUACUCCCGUUUACAAACAUUGAUUCGCUGCUACGCGGAACCAAGCGGGUCAAAGCGUCCUAAACUUCGCCCCAAAGCAGCGAGCUAGCCUCGGCUAACGCUAGCUCCAUUAGCGCCGCUGCUGCUCCGUGCACGUCUGCAGAACGAGAAGGGCGUAUUGGGAGUUUUUCCACGUUUUUCUGCUAAACUUGUGGCUUUACACGAGUUUGUAUCACUGGUUUCUUACCGUUGAAGCUUCUGGGAGUGGAGGGGCGCACAGGGCGGAUUUCCAGCGGGCAUGAGAGCGACCAAAGCGGAUUAAAAGCCAGGUGAACUCGGGUCUCUCCAUGGAGAAAAGUUGAGCUAAGGAUUAUCGUGUGGGAUAAAGAAGAAAGGUUUUCACGUCUGGCCCGCUGAAAAGAGCAUGUUAAACCCGCAGUGAUGGAGUCUACGGUUGUGAGCACGUCCACGGCGGCAGGGGAGGAGUUUGACCGAAACGUGCCGCGGAUCUGUGGCGUCUGUGGAGACAAGGCCACCGGCUUCCACUUCAAUGCCAUGACCUGUGAGGGCUGUAAGGGCUUCUUCAGGCGCAGUAUGAAGAGGAAAGCCUCGUUCACGUGUCCCUUUAACGGAAGCUGCACUAUCACCAAGGACAACAGGAGACAUUGUCAGGCCUGCAGACUGAAGCGCUGUGUGGACAUAGGCAUGAUGAAGGAGUUUAUCCUGACAGACGAGGAGGUGCAGAGGAAGAAGGACCUGAUCCAGAGGAGGAAGGAGGAGGAGGCUCAGCGUGAGGCCCAGAAAGAGGCUCGCCGGCCCAGGCUCACAGACGAACAGAGUCAGGUGAUCGCCACUCUGGUGGAGGCACACCAUAAGACCUACGACGACUCCUACUCCGACUUCAGCAGGUUCAGGCCUCCGGUCCGUGAUGGUCCAGUAACACGCAGUGCCAGUCGAGCCGCCUCGCUCCACUCUCUGUCAGACGCCUCCUCAGACUCCUUCAGUCACUCCCCAGAGUCGGACACGAAGAUGAACUUUAAUAACAUCCUGAUGAUGUACCAGGAGCAGGGCAGCAGCUCUGAGUCUAGUGAAGAAGAGGGCUCCAGCUUCUCUAUGUUGCCCCACCUCGCCGACCUGGUGUCCUACAGCAUCCAGAAGGUCAUCGGAUUUGCCAAAAUGAUCCCUGGCUUCAGAGAGCUGACAGCAGAGGACCAGAUUGCGCUGCUGAAGUCCAGUGCCAUUGAGGUGAUCAUGCUGCGGUCCAACCAGAGCUUUAACCUGGAGGACAUGUCCUGGAGCUGUGGAGCCCCUGACUUUAAAUACCAGAUCAGCGACGUCACAAAAGCUGGCCACACUCUGGAGCUGCUGGAGCCUCUGGUGAAGUUUCAGGUUGGACUGAAGAAGCUGAACCUUCAUGAGGAGGAACAUGUUUUGCUGAUGGCCAUCUGCCUGCUGUCCCCAGACCGACCCGGAGUCCAGGAUCACGCCCGUAUUGAGGCCCUUCAGGACCGCUUGUCUGAGACCUUACAGGCCUACAUCCAGCUGCACCACCCCGGAGGCAGACUGCUCUACGCUAAGAUGAUCCAGAAGCUAGCGGAUCUGCGCAGUCUCAAUGAGGAGCACUCAAAGCAGUACCGCUCGCUGUCCUUUCAGCCAGAGCACAGCAUGCAGCUAACCCCACUUGUGCUCGAGGUGUUCGGCAGCGAAGUCUCCUAAAACUACCUCCAGUUUCAAGAUGGCCACCGCUACAGGCAGGUGACACAUGGUUCACUGCAGAGGAGGAGACGAGCUGUGUGGAAAGCAGUGAGAAAUAUAAAUAUAUGAUUCAAAAAGAUGGCGACUCAAAUAUAAUGAAAUGUUGACUAUAAUGAAAUGUGUUUUUGGUGGUUUUCAGAUGACGUUACUCUCACAGAUGAGGGGGACUCAUGGAUUCAUGGAUUUCAAAGGGACAAAAUUGGAAUUAAGUCCUCAAAAUAGCUUCUAUAACAGAAACCCCCCCCCAAAAAAAAAACAGAAGUGACAGAAACCCAUGUUUUAUGUGGUAUUUUCUUUUCAUUAAUAAAACUCAGCAUAUUGACAAUAGUAAUUUUAUCUGCCCUCAUCACAACAUCAAAAUACAUUAAGAUGUUAUCUGCAAACCACAACAGCUUUAUCUAAAAGAGGAACUUUAUUAGAAUUUAAACACAAAAUCUGCUCAAAACCAUUCUUAAAAUAUUUUCAGCAAAUGAAAUUUGAAUUUGUUUUGUUAAAAAGUUCAGCUUUGAAUCAUGUUGAUUGAAAAAAAACCAAAUUAAUGUACUCAAAAGUUCUUCUUUCGCUCACCAGAGUUUUGAGGUUGACAUAAAUGACAUGCAUUUACUUAUAGUCAACAUUUCAUUUUUAGAGAAGGAGAGAUAUAGGAAUAGAGUCUUUAUGUUUGUCUUGUCUGAGAAUUUUAUUGGAAAUUAGGUUAAAGUUGGAAAAAGAGUUGAUGAUGUGUUAGACUAAAACCAGUGGUUCUCAACUGGUGGGCCGGGAACCAAAUUCCUAAAUCGGAAAAUAGUUAAAAAUUUCAGCCCAGAAAGUUUCAUGAAAUGAUAAUAUGGUGAAACACAUGUAUAAAAUAUAUUAGAUCAACUUAAAGCACUUAUAUGAAUGUUACAGUUGUGUGCUGUAAUUUCAAUUUUCGAAUCAGACAUUGGUUUGAAAUUUAAGUUUUUUCUUUCCCCUUUUCAGAAUUAUAGAAUUAUGAUUGUCUACCCUAACUAGUUUUAUCUAGUAUUUUUUUUUUUAAAUCUUGUUAAAAAUUCUAGAUGUUUGUAGUUAUCCCAAGGCAAAAAUGCCCAACGUUAGCUGUCUUACUAGAAAACUUAAAGUGGGGGUAUUAUGCAAAUAGCCAUGUCUCCUGGGCACUAUUCAAACCCUCCUUACUGUAGCUGUAAGAUUGUGAAAUGUAUAGCACAUUCAUGCUCCCUAAGGCACUUGAUCAUAAAUAUACUAAAGUAUCAUACAAAACAAUACAACUUCACAAACCUGCUGUAGUUUCAUUAGUGGGAUGGACACUGAUUGUGUUGUGAUGUCUCUCUGAAGGGGUAGUGACUUAGCUCAGAGAGCAAUGGGAGGGGAGACUCAGACCAUCAAAAAUGAUGUUUUAGCGAAUACCGGUAAUACAGCAUUUUCAAAACAAUAAAAGGUAACAUGGCAAUUUGUAUGUUUUAAAAGUGAAAACCCUAUAGAAGUAAAAUAAAUUAAUAAUAAUUUCUUCCUCCUACAAUUUCUAAAUUUCAAAAUUACAUAACAUACUGGUUAUGUUUCUAUUUAGUCCUAUCUUGCACUGAUGAUAAAUCAAGUCUUAGAAGGACACAUUUUGUAUUAAAAACGAUUUCCUGCAAAUACCAAAAAACAGGUAAAAAUGUUUUGACCUGGUUUAGUCCCUUGAAACUGCAUUAUAUUUUUUAGACUUCUGGCCCAAACUUGAUGGUGGUAAAAUCCUCUUUUCUACAAAUAAUAUCUUACUUUUUCUAACUGACUUUUAAUACAGUUUCCUAAAAAUCUACCCAUACAUUUUUAUUGUUUAAAAAAUUCCAAAAUUGCCAAAAAGAAAUCGUUGUUGUCAAAUGUUUGCUGAAAAAAAAAAAAAAAAAAAAAGAAAUUUGGAUCCCAAUUUGAGGCCAUUUGAGGACCACUGGAACCAAGGGAGCGUCCUAUAAGAUACUAUUAUUAUUAUAUCAAUAUUAUACAUUUUCUGCCUACUUACAUUUUAAUGUAUUUAAAAUCAAACUUCUGCUGCUUAAAAUGCCUGGACAUCAAAAACACAUGGAUUUGGUACAAGUCCAUGUUUCAACACACAACCUACAUAGCUCAGUUCAUUCAGCCAUUCUGUUAUCCUACCUCUUUGGGUUGUUUUUUAAUUAUGAGACUGUAUUUGUAGAUUGCCGCUGUAUGAGACAUUAUUUUACAGUUAGACCACACAGUCCCGAUGACACUCUGCUCGUCUGGGAUUUCAGUGCCUGCACAACUGUUCUGAUGUUAUUUUUACAUGUUAUUCUCAAGGCAGCAUUUGUAUACAGUUUAAUACAGCCAUCGGACACAACAUUAUGACCACAGACAGGUGAAGAAAGCCUGUGCCUCUUAAAUGGGAUAUUAUGGGAAAACUAUUCAGAAGUCAUUUGAAUUAAUCUAGACAAUGUUUAAAACUGUGAGUCAUAUCUAGAAGAAUGGGUCAGAACAUCUCCAAAACGGCAACUUUUGUUGUUUGGUUUAGUCCUGUAUUAGAGCUUCUAGUCCCAGGUUAGACUUGGUUUAAACCUUCAUCAAUCCUGUUUUGGACUUGGUUAGACCUGUUUUUAGUUCUGGGUUUAGUCUUGGUUUAAAACUGGUUUAGUAUUGGGUUAGCCUUUGUUUAGCCCAGGUUUAGCCCAGGUUUAGCCCAGGUUUAGCCCUGGUUUAGCCCUGGUUUAGCCCUGGUUUCAGUGCAUAUUCAGCCUUGUGAUCGUACUGUUUUUUUCGAUGGCUGUGGCUCAAAUACCUGUCGCCAAAGGUUCGCUCUCUUCCAUUUUCUCCUAUAACGCGAUGAAGGAACGGGAAUUUUAUUUUUACAUUUAACCUUCAACAAAAUCUGUUUAUGGACUCUGCGCGUGGCUUUGGUGACCACUAACUUUUACACUACGACUUCUCAACUGUCACUCAAAUCAAGCCUGCAUUAUCAUUUAUUUGUACUUUCUUUUCUUUAUCCGAAAUGAGUGUAAAUAGGUUCAUUGCUUCCACUUCUAACGCUAAGCACUGUUAACCACCUUUAACUCAUGUAUUGACAUAGACCGUGAAUCUAUCUGUAAACAUUAUGAAAUGGUAAGGGCUAAAACGCCAACUCGAACUGGAAAUUUUUGCAUAUUUUACAGGCCGAAUGCAACAGGUCUGACUUGUGAAACAUCACUUGCAAAAUACAGGAGCAUGUCACAAAAUCUAGAACUUUGUGGGGAAGAAUUUGGUUGUUAAAUUUAAAAUGCCAAACUUAGUGCAUACAUAUUUACAUAUAUACUUUUUGGAAUAAUCAUUACUAAUCAUGUGGUUUGGAUAAACUGAUUUUGAAUUUAGCAGCUACUUUUUAAGACAGAUGUCCUUCAUCUUAUAAAAGACUCUAUUAAGCGUGGCCAAAUCAGGUUCAAGCAGGGACUAAAAGUGGACUACAGUCUGUAGAGACACGUGUCUAAAACCUGUCUUUUCUUUGGUAUUACUCUAAAAUUAGCGUUAAACCAGGACUAAAUAAGUAAGUGUAAAGUAUUGUCAUGCAAAAUUGGCACAAAAUUAGGACUUAAUCAGAACUGAACCAGGAAUAAACACUGACUUAAGCAAGACUAAACCAGAACUGAGCCAAGAUUAUAACCAGGUUAGAGGGACUGAAGGUAAAACAGCACUAGCCUUAGUCUACAGUAAACAUUUUUAAAAUUCAUAACAUAACAUUGUCCUAAAUAAAAAAAAAAAAAACACAUUGGACUUCCACACAUGUCCAAAGAAAUCUAAUUUAUCUAGUGGAAUUUGAAAACCGCAAGAUUUGUCAUCAUUUUAUGUGAAUUCAGAUGCCUUCCCUGUCACAGAAAGUGUACUGGCUUUAGCGCUUCACUCUAUCAGGGCUGCAUUAUAUUAUUGUAAACUAUUGCCAAAACCAACACUAAAUAAGGUUAAGAUAUUGAUUAUUGUGUUUGCCAAUAUUGCAUUACAGAUACUUUGAUAACACAAUAUAUAUUGGGACUCUUUUAGUGGUCAGUGUGGCGAGUGAAGGCUUCUGGAGUCUGAACAGUCCAGAUAACGACUGCAAUUAUUUUAAGAGGCAAUUAGUCAUUAUUGCAGCCCUAAUAUUGUUUCAGUUGAACAUAUUCAUUUGACAUUUUAAAUGUUAACUUCUGAAAUUCCCCAUAAUUCCCCACUCUCUUCUGUGCGUGUGACGUGUGCCUGGCCUAACUGAUGCAAAAGCUCUUAUUGUUUUUCUACAUAUAUGACGUUUUUAAUAAUGAUGCAAUUCCAUGAAUUGUUGCAGUUCCGUAUACAGUAUACAAACCUCCUCGGAUCACGCGGCCCUUUCGUUUUGACUGGGAACAAUGUUGAGGUGUACCGCCCUCUGCUGGCUCUUCUGUAAAUACCAGGUAUAAAUAUAUAAGGAGCAGUAUGCUAAAUCCGCCGCUGUAAAUAGGGCUACAUAGAUUAUUAUUAUGAUUUCUCGUCUUUAUUUUCGGGAAAAAUAAAUAUAUGCAAGUACAAUAUUGAAUCAUCACUAUUAUUAUUAUGUUGUAUGUAAGAGUGUGUUGUUUUGACGGAGUUUCUAUUUUCAUUUUAAUAACAAGGACAAGCUAACAUGCUAAACGUGCUGCUCUCUAAAAAAAAAAAAGCCAUAGAUCGCCUAUUUUUACAGAGUUUUACAGUGUAACUUUGCUGUCCAUCGAAAAGGCUGAACACGAACGGCCAGUAAUGAGGAGGCCACUUUAUUAGGGACAACAGCUGCAGGCAGAUAAAGGGGCGCACACCUAGGACUGGGCCAGGACUGGACUAAAUUAGGAUUAGAAUUAGGACUUUUGCCAAAUCGAGAAAAUUGUUUUGGACUAGACCUGGACUUGACUGGGACUAGAUUAUAUAACCAAGACUCUUGGUCCAGGUCUAAAUUAGCAGGACUAAGUAAAACUGAAAAUGGUUUAAAACAGGACUUUCUAAAUGGUAGGACUUAAACUAGGACUGAACCAGGACUAAGCCAGGACUUUCUGACCCUCAGCAAUCUUUCUACCAUUUUCAACUGAACAUAACGUACCUAAUAAAGUGGCCUCUGCAGCUUGGAUUGUUUUGGAUUGCUGAUCAAAGUUGAAACUAGGAGAUGAAUCUAGACUUGUGGCUGAUCUGAGAUGGUAAAAGUUGCCGAGAGCUUUGUCUAUAGUUUUCAGUGGGAGUGUAUUUAGAUCUAUUCUGAUCAUAAAAAUCACUGUGAUAUUGAACAGAAGCAGUUAAAACCGUCUAUCAUUGAAAUUUGAAAUAUUUAGCGUAAAUUUGUAGUAAAAUUUUGGUUAAAGUUGUUUUUUAUUUUGGGCCCCUGUUUGUUCUAAAUGAGGCUGAAGGAGAAGAGAGAUGGAGGUUUCAAUCCUGCAGUAACAUUGUUCUCUCCUCACAAACAUGCCUGAAGAGGUUUUAGAUGACAUCCAUGCAUGUUUGAGUAAUCUAGCGAUCUCUCCCAGGCACUAUUGCAGCACAAGCCUAUGUUACCCAUGCUCCCCACACAACAAUUCUCCAAAAAUAUACAAAAAACAGGCUAUAAAACUGUACACAGCAACUAGACAAAGCUGAUGCGAUGUGCAGGAGUUUUUAGAGGGAUGCACUCUGAUUGUGUUGUGAUAGCGCUCUGAAAGGGGAGUGACUUAGCGGCAAGAGCAAAGGAAACACUCAAAAUUUAAUAAAUUUUGCCCAUACAAUCUUGGAAACACGUGCCACUUAUCCACACAAUACUCAGUGACACGAACUGUAAAACCAUAUCUCCUUCAGCCUCUUCAGAACAUUUCAUUAUUUUUGGGCUUUUUAAAAUGAUUUGCAGAUUUGUUCUUUGUUUAGUCACAGUUUGAAAAUCUCGAAAUUACUGGGACGAAAUUCUCUGUCAUUGCUGUGAAAGAGUAGAAACUUUUGGAGGCAGUACCACUCGUUGGCCAGAGGGGGAGUUGUGCGAUGUGCUUGGUUACUGAUCAUUUUGAAGUUUGUCCAUGUUUGGGGGUUACUUUCGGUGAAUACUUUUUUUCAGAUUUUUUUAUAUUUGGAGCGGUUGAUGUCGUAUGUUUAAAAAUAUAGUGGGAGAAUUAGUGGAUUUCUUAAGCAAGUGCCAGAUGGGGACAGAUCCCAACACUUAAGAACAGGGUAAGAGAUUUUUACAACAAGAAAUGCAGAGGACGUUGGCCAGAGAGCUCAAAUUUGACAUUACAUAUUUGAAUUAAUAAGUUGAAAAAAUAAUAAUUUGCAAUACCAGUUCCAAAAAAUGUGCAUGUUGAGAAAAAUGUCCAAAAAAAAAAUUCUGUUCCCUCCACAAAUAAUGACAAAUAUGAAGAAAGAUAGUUUUAUUAUAUUAAAAUAAACACAAAAGUAAACACAAAAACUCAAAUGGCAGUCAAAGUCACAGGACUAUAGUGAUAUGUAGACCUGGUUUAGACCUGACUUAGACUUGGCUUAGACCUGACUUAGACACGGUUUAGCCAAUGUAACUGGUGAACUGUAUGUGUAAGUUUUAUCUUUGAAUCAGAAAAUCUUCAAAAUUACAACAUCUCAAAGUUACCUCCAUCACCACAAAUAAGAAAUAAUAAUAUAAAUUUGAAAUGAUCUGAGGACAUUUAGACGUGGUUUAUGUAAAAAUCACUUUUUAACUGAAGCCACUGGCCACAUCCUCUGCCUCCUCAGUUGGUUGCUGCUCUGAAUGUUUUGUGUUGCGGUUUUAACAUUGGAACUUGAACCAGAAAGUUACAAAAAUCAAAAAAUUGCAAUAAAUCUACAGUUUCAAUCUUGAUUUUUUUUUUUGUAAUUUUUGGAUUUUUGUGAAUUGGCGUCAAAAUAAUUCAAUGCCUGCAAUAUCUGAAUAUGAACUGACUUAAGGUACACAAUCACCAGCAAGCUUUCCUGUUGUCAUGUUUUUAUAUUAUCAUUACAAAACCUGUCUGGAUCAAUAACGGCAAAAAUAAUACUGCAUUUUGAAUUUUAUAUACAGUAUAUUUUUACAAGCGCCCAUGUUAUUCUAAUGGGGGUGAUCCACAAAUUUCCCAUUGUCAAAAUGAUUAGCAUCAUGAAAGAAUGUGAAGUUUAACACAGUGACUCAGGUCCCUGUCAAAACAGUCUAUGGGGCCCAUGUCGUUUUCCAUCAUGUUGCCAUGGCGAUGCCCGAAAGUGCCCAUGUUAUUGUAUAGUGUUUCUGAAAUGUCCCAUUAAUGGACAAAUAAUUUAUGGAAGAAGGUGAAAUCAUCCUGAUCAAAUAAGUCAGUGGACCCUGUGAUAUUUUGCAUAGUGUCGUCAUGGUGAUGAAGCUUUGACUGAAUUUUCCACAGUAUUACACUUAUCUAUCAUUAGAAACAAGCAUCCCACACUUUACAGGUCAGAUCUGCGGUUUGGCGAGUCCGCUCACAGUAAGCUACGUGUUUGUCAAGGUAUUUCCUAACAGUGCAAUGUUUAAUACCGUACUGUGAAACAUUCCAAGCAAAGCAAUGACAUCUCCAUGAAGACCAGCGCAAGAAAAGUUCCAUAGUGAACUUUUAACUGCUUAUCUUUUAGUGAUAUUAAAACAAUUUGAAAUCCUGAAACGUUUAAACAAUGAACUCAAAAAAGUCAAAUUCAAAGCAGCGUGUUAUUUUUGCUCUUCAUCGGCCAUCUUCCUCCCAGCUCUCAUGGACAGGGAUUGUAAUACGUUUCAAUGUAGUUCUAAUGAAAUGGAUGUACCACCAUUAUCUACCUAAGUACAGGACUGACUACCUCUUUUAGCCGAGUUUUGCUUUAGCAUCGAGCAUUGCCUCUUUUGUAAUAAGUAUUUGUAUCGUGUUGUAUUUAUUAUGGAAUGAAAACUGCAAUGAAUACCUCAGAUUUCUCACAAACAUUUGGGAGAGUCCAGUUCAAAUGAAGUAAUUCACUUUUUUUUUUUUUUUUCUUUUUUGUACAGUUAUAAACGUUUUUUGUUUAUUUUUUUUUCCUCAGAUUUAACAUUGCCUUUUUAACGCACAAUUAAACAAAACCAGGAGUGUUUCUUCAAAAAUAGUGCCUGCACAUUGGACGACCGGAGUUUGAAACUGGGUAAUAAGGACAUUUUAGAAUUGAAAUUAAAAAUCUGAUACUAAUCGAUACUGAAACGAAGUAAGAAACCAGAUCCUCAUUUGAACAGGUAUUGAUACUAAAACUGAAUGUCUUUAGAAUGAUGUUGAGCUGUAUCAAGUGUCAGAGCACAUAGACUAGUAUAUACACACGGACCAACAUGAACCUACUGCACCACUGACCAUUACACACAUAACACACACUGGAAUAGAAAAGAAAGUUCUACCAUUUAAUGUGGAAAAUCACAAUAUAUUGUCUAAAGAAAGAGAGUUUUUAUCAUUGUGAGAUCAGAAUGUGUAUUGAGUAUUGAGUCUGUUAGUUAUUUUAAAGACUGAUCACCAGACUGUAACUAAACUGAAGUUUAAAUACAAACAAGAGUAACAGUAAUAGUACUUUUGUGGUACUUUUUGCCCAGUUUUUGCUCCGGUGUCUCUGCUCCUGUCUGCUCCUUUUUACCCUCUUUUAUUAUCUUAUUUUUUCUUCUUCAGUCCCACUUGACCUUCCUCCAUUUUUCAUCAGUGCUUCUCUUUCUUUGACUACAGCGCCACCUACACAUCCAGUCAAGAGUUUGGACACACUUUUUCAUUUUUGCCACUGAAGGCAUUAAAGCUAUGAAUGGACACACAUGGAAAUCAUAAAGCAAAAUUAAAAUCAGAUAACUACAUUAUCUCUCUCUUUUUUUUUUUUUUUUAAGCUACCCUUUGCUUUUCACUGCUUUCUUUGCACUUUUGGCAUUUCUUGACUCUGACGUGACACAGCUGUAAAGUAGGCGUGGGACGAGACACAGUUUUCACAAGACGAACACACCACGAGAUUGGGUCUACGAGAACGAGACAAGAAGAGAUUGACAAUUUCUAAAAAAUAAGUAGUUGCAACCAUUUUGCAAUUUUGGCUUCACAAUUUUUUUUAUUUUAUACCCUAGCGGUCAUUGUAGUGCUACUUUUUGGAACUACAGCUUCCAUUCACUUUUUUAAUCCAAGCCAAAGUUAAAUUCAGUAAGAAAAAAAUCUCAAGAGAUCUUUUUUUUAUCACGUGUGCACAAUCUCGUAGCAGUUUUGUCUUGUGAUAUCUUGUCCCAUCACUACUGUGAAGCGCAAACCAUUUCAGGAGAAGAAGCUCAGUGAGAGAGGGCCAAGGGUUUGCAGCUGUCCACAAAGCAAAGGGUAACCAACAUAAAGAAAAAUAACACAGAAUGAGAAGGUGUGCCCAAACUUUUGACCAGUAUCUGUCCCCACCCUCCAUCGUCCAAACUACUCACUCCCCUCAUUUUCUGAUUUAGUUUUAAACGCUGCUUUUUCCAGUAAAAUUCCAUCAAAUUCAAGUUUUAUUUUCAUUAUAACUGAGCAACUACUUUUUUUUUUUUUUUUUUUGGUGAAUUUUGGAUUUCUAUAUUUUUGUUUCUCUCAUGUCAAACUGCUUCAGGUUAACACUGAAAGAAUCCACUUUGUGAUCAAAUUCCGAGGAAAUUUUCAAGCCAAGCGCUGUGCCAUUUUUUAGAAAAAGUGUCUUCUAAAAUUGGCUUCAAAAUUUCCAAGGAAAACUAAGGAUUGUCCCAAAACGAGAGAUUCAAUUGGCUAUUUGAUUUGUAUCACAUUUUCCCUUACAAAGAUGUAAAGAUCCUGCGGUGUUCAACACAAGCUGCACACGCACACUGGUGAAAGUUUGUUCAUUUCUAAAUAAUAACUCUUUCUUUAAAACUCAAAAGUUGUAUGUUUCCCUACAUUUCAGAGCGUAACAUUUUCAUGAUCAUAGUUCUGUAAUGACAAAAAAGCAAAUGAAGAUAUCAUUAGCGUGUUGUUUAGCCAAUAUAGUUAUGGUUUAACUUGAACACUGUGAUUUUUGUCCCAAAGACGACCAGCAGGGGGAGAAGUUGGACGUUUUAUCCCCUUAACAAUUCAUUUUAACACUAACCGACCAUUUAAGAUGAAACCAUGACUUAGUUUUGCUUUAAAACUUAACUGUAACUCCUUUUUAGAUGUGCGCUUUGCAUUUGAGACCAAUAUUUUUAAACACGAAGCACUUAGAAGAACGUAAAUCUACUUUCAAAUGAAUUUCCCUGUCUCGCAAUGGUGAAUAUACAGCCCCAAACUUAAACCAGGAAUCCUCUGGUUAAGGGGCACUUGCUCUGUAACCACACAACUUGCCUAUAAGCUCUUUUUGUAUACUAGUAUUGUCCCAUGGUAACAAAUUAAGCAUUAAUUAGCUGAACUAAAUCAGUUCUUCAGUUUUGACCAUUUAGCCUUUAGCUUUAGUGCUAAGUGCUACAGGAAGUAAACAGGCUACUAGCUAACGUUUGCUAAACUGGUCUUGACAAAAGUUUCCAAAACAUGUUCUAAAUACUCCUUCUACCAAAUGACCACACCUCAAGUUUAAGGCUAAGAUACCUAUUCAGCAUUGUUCAUUGUUUUCAUUUGUGGCAUAUCACCAAAGCAAAGUCUUAGUUUGUGAAAUUUCGAUCAGAUUUUUAGUGAUAUUGAAAAUCCUGGAUCCUGAAUUGAAGUGUGCGAUGGUGUGAAGCGUGUGCAGCCGUGUUGACUUACACUGGGGUCUAGAAUACAAUGUGAUUGGAUUUCAAAUGUUAAACUCUGCACUGUGAACCAAAACGUCACUUAUUAGUAAAAGGUAAAAGGAAAAUUUGCCUGAACCAACAAAAAGCACUUAUUGUACAAAAGUAAUAAUUAGAUUAGUAAUAGCCACAAUCUGCCACUAGAGGGCGAUGACGUGGCGUUGAAUAUUAGUAAGAAAAAAUGUUUAAAAAUGUCACCUGAAAUUCUAAAAUAAAUUAAAUUUUUUUUGUCUCUUAUUUUUUCAAAGAUUAUUUUUUCCUUUUAUAAAUUUGGUGUUAAUGUAAUGUUAUUUUUGUCAAAUGUUUUGCAAAUCAAAAAUAAACAGUUGUACAUA